Messenger RNA from Capronia epimyces CBS 606.96, 582 nucleotides. RefSeq lists its product as uncharacterized. Bases 1 to 582 code for a protein of 193 amino acids. The transcript has 2 exons. Gene Ontology annotation, cellular component: RNA polymerase III complex. Gene Ontology annotation, biological process: transcription initiation at RNA polymerase III promoter. The record is from RefSeq and is a predicted model, not a curated record. NCBI's taxonomy places the organism in Eukaryota, Fungi, Ascomycota, Eurotiomycetes, Chaetothyriales, Herpotrichiellaceae. Gene Ontology annotation, molecular function: nucleotide binding.
AUGCUACGCACUCUGCAGGUCCUUGACCCCCAGUCGGCUCUUCUCACAACGAGCGAGGUGCACCGAUUCCUUGCCAACAACCCUCCUCGGCAACCUUCCAAGAAGAUAGGAUCGUACAAGCCCGUGAAUCUGAAGAAUUACCAGAGUGUGCGAGAAGAUUUCCAACACUAUGUCACCACAACGGUUCCCUACAUCGAAGACUUUCCUCCACCAGAAAACUUCGUCAAGGCGGUAGUCCCCAAAUUGCGCGCAUUUGGCCUGACUAAAACCGAAGUAUUCAUGCUCAUAAACCUUGGAGUGGGCCUUCCUCGGAAUCAGAUUUCACGGCCUGGCGCAGACGCAGAGAACGGCGAAGCUGCUGAGGCCGAUGAAGAGGAUGCCGCCGAUGAAGUACAAGAACCCGAUGACCGGCAACUCUUGUCAAUCGUGAUAGAAGAACUAGAAGACAGAUUCCCGGGUGAGGAGGGCGAAGCCAAGGUUGAAAAGAUAUUAGAGACAAUGCGGACUGAAUUCGAUCGCGCCCAGGCCGUUGCAAGUGAAAAGGCAAAUGCGAACGCAAAGAACGGAACCGAAGCUGCUUGA